AUGGGUAUGGGGAUAAUCAAAAUAGCCAAUGCUAAACAAAAGCUCAAGAGAUCCAUUACGCCGAAGAAGAACGGAUUGCUAGGUGCGACAGAUUCGCCGAAGAAAGGCCAUUUUGCUGUUUAUGUCGGCGAGACAAACAGGAGAUAUGUCAUCCCGAUAUCUACCUUGGACCACCCUUUGUUUCGGGAGCUCUUACAUUGGGCAGAAGAAGAAUUUGGUUUUGACAACUCAGAAGGAGGUCUUAAAAUUCCUUGCAGUGAAGAUUACUUUGAAGGUCUCAUUUCCCUAAUAAAUUCUACUUGA
Molecule: messenger RNA, 303 nt
Organism: Helianthus annuus (common sunflower)
Lineage: Eukaryota; Viridiplantae; Streptophyta; Magnoliopsida; Asterales; Asteraceae
Product: auxin-induced protein 15A
Exons: 1
Coding region: 1-303 (100 amino acids)
Biological process (GO): response to auxin
Source: RefSeq, a predicted model, not a curated record